Pomacea canaliculata is the source of this 4321-nucleotide messenger RNA. RefSeq lists its product as uncharacterized. Bases 2268 to 3656 code for a protein of 462 amino acids. The record is from RefSeq and is a predicted model, not a curated record. The transcript has 10 exons. Lineage: Eukaryota; Metazoa; Mollusca; Gastropoda; Architaenioglossa; Ampullariidae.
AUGGAAUUUACUGUUAUUUUUCCUUUUCGUCCAAAGAGCGAUAACAAACUUUCUAAGACGACCAUUAUGGCGCGCUUCAAAUCUUGAAGACUACUUCUUACACUUCAAUUUUUUCCAUUCGCUGGAGUCUCCUCAGCUCACCCCACUUAUCCUUUAAUGUAUCAUUGUAAUGUUUUAGUGCUACCGCCUUUUUCAAAGUAUUCGUAGUAGUUUCAGUCAAACCCUAGCAUUUGCUGCCGGUGUUAGGUGCUUGAUGAUUUAUUUACCUGAGGUAGGUACAGUCACGAACAUUGCACGACUUACACAUGCCACGUUUACACAGCAUAUUGUCGACAUUUAUGAGUCUGUUUUAGCGUGGUAUGGAGGUAACAACAAAUUUAUUGCAAGGCAAAGGUUUAAACCUUUAAGUUCGCUAGUUUUCCUUGCUAUAAACAAUCUGAAUACUUCAGGGGCAGCUAGAGGAGUACUUGCGGGUUUUGUUAUCCGGAGACUCCAUCCUGUUUUAUGUCCCUUGAGAUGUUCUGUCUGUCACACUACCGAGAAUUCAAUAAAUACACCAGAGUCUGUUAUAAAUGUCCCGUAGCCCUGCGUUGAUAAACAGAAAGGAUUAACAAAGGUAUGGCAUUUGCCACACAUACAGUCCAGAAGGUGGCAUUUGCAACAGUUCACCUCGCUCCCGGACUAGUGAGACUAAAUCGUUCAGCAAACGUAGACGGGAGAGUACAUUGGAGAGUAGAAUCAGACUGUUCCUCCUCCCCGCCUCUUCAUCGCUACAAAGAUGGAGAAAGUCUGUGUUUGAGGUCACGACGGCGACACGGUUGCCCCCAGGUGGCGGUUCUUUGUAUCUGUGUCUGUACAAUGGGUAGACAACACUAACCCUGCACUCGUCGGAACUGCUACCGUCCCUCUCCUCGGUUUGCAGGUGGGUGGCCGUUCCAAGGUGAGUCUUUGCUGAUGUCAAAUUGACAGUGGAGCACCUUUGCUGUACACCGGGUUGUUGGUCAGGUAAAGCAGGUACAAACGAGAAAAGAGACUGGAGGACAGAAGAAAUUCUUUGGGUUUCAUUCAAUGCACUGGUGGGACGCCCACGACAGGUCUUUGUGUUUUGUUGAGGGAAAGAACUCAUGUUGACAUUCUCUGUGUUAGCCAUUGUGUGUUGACUCUCGUGAGUGGGUUUUGUUUACUUUGGUCCCUCUGUUGCUUCCUUGUUCCGACUGUGUGUGUGUGUUAAAGAGAUGAAACGUGAUUCUUAGUGGUGCUGCGCUUGGUGAUGACAAUCGCCUUUGUCUUAAGUGUGUCCUCUUAAGUUCCUUUCAACUUCCUCUCCCAAUAUAUUAUCUUAAAAUAGACAACUUCGGGAUGUGCUGUGUGUCUUUUUUGUAACUGGUGAUAUCUUUGCUAUUAACGGGUGAUUUAUCAGUUUCGAACUGUUUUGGCUUUUUCUUCAUCGCCAUCUGUACUCAGCGAUCCUCGUACAAGACGGUCGUCACCUAUUGUAAAGCCGACCCUUCACCCGUGUAACUGUCGACACAAGGGAUAUUUUCUUACUGUUAACUACUACAAUGAUGCUAGUCAGUAGAGUGGGCGAGAUAAACAUUGCAACAAUCAGCUGCCUGGUAGGAUGUACAGUACACGAGACAGAUGUUACGGAUGAGAGUUUUUUCGCUUGAGCGGACAGGUGUAAUAAAAUACAGGAUGAGCAGCGAGCGGCCUUCAUUUAUGCUAUAGGCUGCUGAGACAAAAACGACUUCAAUCCACCUUGCUAUUAAAAAAAAUAACAACUAAGGUCCGGAUCCUGUUUAUCUGGUUGACCCUACCCGAGGAGAGAGGUGUUGACAACCUUGACUUCCCUUAUCUCUCUCACACAAGCAACUCAAUACGACUGCUUCACAUUGUGGGAUAUUGUGAUUACUGAACACCUGAGAAAACUCCCAAAAUAGCAACAACAGGUGGCUUGUGUCCCACCUCACCUGCCUUCCCCUCCUGCUAUUGACCUGUAAUAUAACCUGCACUACCCAUGGAGAAAUCAUGGAGUGACUGCAGCAAGGACUUCGAUGACCCGCUACAGGAUGGUUGAGUUCAUACUCUUCCAAGAAUGCAGCAGAACUGCUUGGAGGCCAGUCAUUUCGUCCCACAGCAGAAGUCACUUCGUCCCAGAUGUGUCCAUCUCGUCCCAGAUUUCGCCACUUUGAUGAAGGAAGGACUCAGUUCAGUUUGUUGAUGAAAAACACUUUACCUGGGGUCUUCUAGCGCCUUUCCUACAAGCUAUGGAUGCCCACUGCAUCAAACGGUUGUUCGUCGUAUGUAUCAUUACAGUGGUAAUGACUGUAGUCACGUGGUCUGUCUAUCGAGGUCCUACAAAUACUGAAUUUUUUCAAAAGGUUUUAUUGUUUGUGUCAAGUCCUGAUAAUGAACCAGUUGAGAACUUAACAAUAUAUACAGUGAAUCCAACUACUCCAGGAACAACACCUGUAGUACGUCGCGACAAAUUGGUUGAGAUCUUCCCCAACUGGACUACUGCCGACCCACAUGACGCAGUUCCGGUCAAGCGUGUCUACCUGUACUCAGCCACCCUCACCCUCCAGCAGACGCCACCCAGUGGCAGCCACAUCCGCCUCACGGCCUUCCAGGAGAAGAGGGUGGGUCAGCUGACGUGCUGCUUCCGUCGCCAUGGCAGCGACACAAUUACAUCACCAGCGCACAUCGUUCACUCUCUGGCCGACCCCGACAACAUCAACGACCAGCGGGAAGUGUUCGCGGUGGUCUAUCAGUGUCACGUGCCUUUUUCGCCUCUAGAGUUGACCGGGGCUCGCGUCACUGUGACCCCUGACCCUGCCUGUCCAGUGGAGGACAACAACUACAUACCAGUGUAUACCCCGGAGGUUGUGAAAGGAGGACUAGCCAUCUGCGGCAAAGUAGCCUUCGGUAGUUUGCUGGAUCCUCUGAAGCUAGUAGAAUGGUUUGAAAUGCAGAAGCUGCUUGGUGUGGACAAAAUCCAAAUAUUGGACUUUGGAAAUCCUGAGAAUGUGACCAGGGUGUUCAAAUAUUAUCAGAAUACCGGCUUGCUGUCUAUUUUCCCGUAUAAACUCCCAGGUCGUCCAUGGGGUCGAGGUUUUACUGAUGAAACUAGAGUGCUUUACCAACUGAACCAGGAUGAAGAUUUUCCUAUUCUUGAAUGUCGUCUUCGACUGGCUGGCUAUGAAUAUGUCAUGGGCAUCGACAUGGAUGAAAUCAUUUUACCAAGAAAUGAACUGUCGUUAAAACCUUGUUUCCAGCAAAUAUUUGGCGAGAACCCAGUCCUAGCAGCCGCGUUCUUCCACGUGCAGUUCUUUGUGGAGGAGUUCGGACCGGAGGACAAGGAUGCUCCCCUGCACGUGCUCCGCUACCUCAAGAGCACGCCGGCACGCUGGGAGUGCCAGAAGUACACGUACAUACCCGCCAGAACCAACCAGGGUACAACACAUAGUGUUAGUCCCUACCCCGGCUUUUACACGACGAGAAUCGCAUCAGACAAAGCUGUGAUUCACCAUUAUCGCAAGUGCCCACACGUGUGGCCCACCUGCACUCCCACAACGAUCACCGACAGGUCCAUCACGAGGUUCAAAACGGACCUUGUUCCUCGGGUGAAAGACGUUCUCAGUAAAAUUGGAUUCUAGUACAAAAACAUUUACGAUCAGAUUUUUUAUACUGAUGCUGCUUGGCAAUCUUCCAUAUUUAUAUUGAUUGCAUUUUUAUUGAGAAGCAUUUACAUAAUUUAUUUCUAACUUUGCUUGUUCGUUUUUUUCUCACUACUAUACAUAAAAUUGUCCAUGGAGGGGAUCAUAAAUCUUGACCAGUGACCUGGGACGCACUGGCAGGAACAAGCGUGCUGUUUUGAAGACUUUUAGUAGAUUCUAGCUUUUCAGAAUCGGUUCACCAUCAAAUGGUGAUCAGGGACGGACACUCAAAGCUCAAGAAGAGGAAACUUGGUGUUAGAGUAAGAAGAAGAGGAGAGUUUGUCUCGCGAAGACGUUAAGACUUGGUGCAAGGGACCGCGGUGCUGGUUUACACCGGGUCUCAUUAUAAUAUUGUCAUUAUUUGGGUACCAAACCUGUGAAUUUUGGAUUGCAUGAGUGUGUUGAUUGUGGAUUUUGAAUAUUUAUCGCGGAGUGUGCCACUCGCUGUUCUAUAAUUCAAGUUUUUUGUAUUAAUACCGAUACCUAAGGAAAAAUGCACUUUUAGUACAUUUCAACAAAAGUGAUUUAAUAUAGUUUUUUGGUUUUUGUUAUGUCGAAUUAUGUGUCCAGACAGAUGGAUAUUAAACAAUAUAAUGGUGAUCUCA